AUGACCGCCGCCGCCAUUUGCUGUUCUCAGCUAAAGCUGAAUUCCAACUCCUUCGUCCCGUCGCCGUCGAAACCCCAAACCCGCCUGAGAUUCAACCCGUCCGCUCUCGCCCUAUCGUCUUCCGCCAAGAAAUCCUCUUCCGAUCCCCAACCCAUCUUCUCCUCCGUCAAAUCCUUCGCUCCGGCCACCGUAGCCAACCUGGGCCCGGGCUUCGACUUCCUCGGCUGUGCUGUCGACGGCAUCGGAGACCACGUUAGCAUCCGUGUGGACCCCGGCGUCCGUCCCGGCGAGCUCUCCAUCUCCCAUAUCUCCGGCGCCGGUUCCAGGCUCAGCCAUAAUCCCCUCUGGAACUGCGCCGGAAUCGCCGCCAUAGCCGUCAUGAAGAUGCUCCGCGUCAGAUCCGUGGGCCUCUCCCUCUCUCUCGAGAAGGGCCUCCCGCUUGGCAGCGGCCUCGGCUCCAGCGCCGCCAGCGCCGCCGCGGCCGCCGUCGCCGUCAAUGAGCUGUUCGGAGGCCUCCUUUCGCCGUCGGAGCUCGUGCUGGCCGGCCUGGAGUCGGAGUCCAAGGUCUCCGGUUACCACGCGGACAACGUGGCCCCAUCCCUCUUGGGGGGCUUCGUCCUGAUCCGGAGCUACGAUCCCCUGGAGCUGGUCCAGCUCAGGUUCCCGGACGACCGGAGCCUCUUCUUUGUUCUGGUGAAUCCAGAAUUCGAGGCCCCCACCAAGAAGAUGAGAGAAGCACUGCCGCCGGAAAUCACCAUGUCCCACCAUAUCUGGAACUGCAGCCAGGCCGGAGCUCUGGUUGCCUCUGUUCUGCAAGGAGACCUCACUGGGUUGGGGAAAGCCCUGUCAUCGGACAAGAUUGUCGAGCCCAGGCGGGCCCCACUGAUUCCAGGCAUGGAUGCUGUAAAGAAGGCUGCAAUCGAGGCCGGAGCUUUUGGGUGCACAAUUAGUGGGGCCGGCCCAACUGCAGUGGCUGUGACGGACGAUGAAGAGAUGGGUGCAGAGAUUGGGAAGAGAAUGGUGGAGGCCUUCUUCAAAGAAGGAAACUUGAAAGCCAUGGCCAUGAUCAAGAAGCUUGAUAGAGUUGGAGCUAGGCUUGUCAGCAGUGUCCCCAUAUGA
Striga hermonthica is the source of this 1119-nucleotide messenger RNA. The record is from the annotation of a GenBank genome assembly. Lineage: Eukaryota; Viridiplantae; Streptophyta; Magnoliopsida; Lamiales; Orobanchaceae.